AUGUCGGUGUUUCAUGUCCAUGAAUGGCUUACACUUGAAUUAAUUGAUGCGAAUGUUUGCGCAGUUGGUGAAUUGAUCGAGAAACGAGAUCAAUUAGUGGUAGGUAGUGUAACGGGUCGAAUAUGGAUUAUCGAUCCGGGUCGAGCAAACGACACGAAAAAGCAAUUGCUGAGCUGUUUAUUAGAGAAGGAUUUACCCGCUGCUAUAUUGGACAUUGCCAUUGCAAAUUUCAUUUCCGGUUUGGAACAAAAUCUGAUCGCUGUAUUAUUACCUCAAAAACUAACAAUUUAUCGCCUCAUUUCAGAUGGAGAAAUUUAUCAAUUGAGUACUGUCUAUGAGCAUACUAUCACCACAAUAGCGUACAAUAUGUGUAUCGGUACAUUUGGUCGAGCAUCUGCGGUGCAAAUAUGUGUCCAAGAUAUGGCAUGUUCCUUGAUGGUCUUCGAAGGGGAAAAUCAACUUUUUCACCGUCCAAUUAAUUUAACAACCGCUCUACAUCCAGGUCCAAUCAUUUAUACACCUCAUUCCGAUUCAGUCAUCAUCGCAUCAUCUUCAGCAAUCUUAAUCUCCUAUCGAUAUUCCGUUCUUGCUACAGCAUCAAGUGGAAAAAGUGGGAAAAAAGUUGCC
This is a messenger RNA of Acanthocheilonema viteae, 627 nucleotides long. The record is from the annotation of a GenBank genome assembly. NCBI's taxonomy places the organism in Eukaryota, Metazoa, Nematoda, Chromadorea, Rhabditida, Onchocercidae.